Physella acuta is the source of this 603-nucleotide messenger RNA. RefSeq lists its product as uncharacterized. Lineage: Eukaryota; Metazoa; Mollusca; Gastropoda; Physidae. The record is from RefSeq and is a predicted model, not a curated record.
AUGAGUAUCGUCUGCAACAAUAUGAGUAUCGUCUGCAACAAUAUGAGUAUCGUCUGCAAUAAUAUGGGUAUCGUCCAACACAAUAUGAGUAUCGUCUGCGACAAUAUGAGUAUCGUCUGUAACAAUAUGAGUAUCGUCUGCCACAAUAUGAGUAUCGUGUGCAACAUUAUGAGUAUCGUCUGUAACAAUAUGAGUAUCGUCUGCAACAAUAUGAGUAUCGUCUGUAACAAUAUGAGUAUCGUCUGCCACAAUAUGAGUAUCGUGUGCAACAUUAUGAGUAUCGUCUGUAACAAUAUGAGUAUCGUCUGCAACAAUAUGAGUAUCGUCUGCAACAAUAUGAGUAUCGCCUGCCACAAUAUGAGUAUCGUCUGCGACAAUAUGAGUAUCGUCUGUAACAAUAUGAGUAUCGUCUGCAACAAUAUGAGUAUCGUGUGCAACAUUAUGAGUAUCGUCUGCAACAAUAUGAGUAUCGUCUGUAACAAUAUGAGUAUCGUGUGCAACAUUAUGAGUAUCGUCUGCAACAAUAUGAUUACCGUCUGCCACAGUAUCAGUAUCGACGACCACUCAUUUAAUAAUAUCUAUAUACAUUCCACCAAACAGUAA